CUUAGUUCGCGCAGUAACAAACGAAGUGCGCGCUGCGACGUCUCUUCGCUCGCCGGGCUCCGCCGCCAUUUCUUCGCCUGGCCUAACGGUUCGCCCAAUCCCAGCGCACAUCGAGAAGAACUAAGGCUCCGCCAAUCAGAGGCCGCCGAUCCCGGCCCCCCGCCACUGCCCGGCCCAAUCCAGGCCCCGGCCCGGCCGCCCCCGGCCCGCCCCCGUGGCGCCCUCUCUCCUCCCUCCUUGUGCGUCUCGCGCCGCCGCCGCCCGCCGCGUGAGAGGACGGGCUCCGCGCGCUCCGCAGCAGCGCAGUCGGAUCCCCUCCCCCCGGAAGGUUCGUGAAGGAGAAGCCGCCGCCGCCGAGGAAAAGGAGCCGCCGGCGCCGGUCCCCAGGGGCGCUAUGGCGACCGGAGCGAACGCCACGCCGCUGGGUAAGCUGGGCCCCCCCGGCCUCCCGCCCCUUCCCGGGCCCAAAGGGGGCUUCGAGCCGGGGCCUCCGCCUGCGCCCGGGCCUGGGGCGGGGCUGCUGGCGCCCGGGCCGCCGCCGCCCCCGCCUGUGGCCUCGAUGGGGGCCCUGACCGCGGCCUUCCCCUUCGCGGCGCUGCCGCCGCCGCCUCCGCCGCCGCCCCCCCCGCCUCCCCAGCAACCGCCGCCGCCUCCGCCGCCGUCCCCGUCCCCGGGCGCCUCGUACCCGCCGCCGCAGCCGCCGCUCUACCAGCGCAUGUCGCCGCCGCAGCCGCUGCCGCCACCCCAGCCGCCGCGUCAGGACCAGCAGCCGGGCCCGGCCGGCGGCGGAGGAGACUUCCCAAGUAAGAAGCGGAAGAGGAGCCGUUGGAACCAAGACACAAUGGAACAAAAGACAGUGAUUCCAGGAAUGCCUACAGUUAUUCCCCCUGGACUUACUCGGGAGCAAGAAAGAGCUUAUAUAGUGCAACUGCAGAUAGAAGACCUGACUCGUAAACUGCGCACAGGAGACCUGGGCAUCCCCCCUAACCCUGAGGACAGGUCCCCUUCCCCUGAGCCCAUCUACAAUAGCGAGGGGAAGCGCCUUAAUACCCGAGAGUUCCGCACCCGCAAAAAGCUUGAAGAGGAGCGGCACAACCUGAUCACGGAGAUGGUUGCUCUCAACCCUGAUUUUAAGCCACCUGCAGAUUACAAACCUCCAGCAACACGAGUGAGUGAUAAAGUCAUGAUUCCACAAGAUGAAUAUCCAGAAAUCAACUUUGUAGGGCUGCUAAUUGGGCCCAGAGGGAACACCCUGAAGAACAUAGAGAAGGAGUGCAACGCCAAGAUUAUGAUCCGGGGGAAAGGGUCUGUGAAGGAAGGGAAGGUCGGGCGCAAAGAUGGCCAGAUGUUGCCGGGGGAAGAUGAGCCACUUCAUGCCCUGGUCACCGCCAAUACAAUGGAGAAUGUCAAAAAAGCAGUAGAACAGAUCAGAAACAUUCUGAAGCAGGGUAUUGAGACCCCAGAGGACCAGAAUGAUUUACGAAAGAUGCAGCUUCGGGAGUUGGCUCGCUUGAAUGGGACCCUACGGGAAGAUGAUAACAGGAUCUUACGACCUUGGCAGAGUUCAGAGACCCGCAGCAUUACCAAUACCACAGUGUGUACCAAGUGUGGAGGGGCUGGCCAUAUUGCUUCAGAUUGCAAAUUCCAGAGGCCUGGUGACCCCCAGUCAGCUCAGGAUAAAGCACGGAUGGAUAAAGAAUAUUUGUCCCUCAUGGCUGAGCUGGGUGAAGCGCCUGUCCCCGCAUCUGUGGGCUCCACCUCUGGGCCUGCCACCACACCCCUGGCCAGCGCGCCUCGGCCUGCUGCUCCUGCCAACAACCCACCUCCACCGUCUCUCAUGUCCACUACCCAGAGCCGCCCACCCUGGAUGAAUUCUGGCCCUUCAGAGAGUCGGCCCUACCAUGGCAUGCAUGGAGGUGGUCCUGGUGGUCCUGGAGGUGGCCCCCACAGCUUCCCACAUCCAUUACCCAGCCUGACAGGUGGGCAUGGUGGACAUCCCAUGCAGCACAACCCUAAUGGACCCCCACCUCCUUGGAUGCAGCCACCACCACCACCGAUGAACCAGGGCCCCCACCCACCUGGGCACCAUGGCCCUCCUCCCAUGGAUCAGUACCUGGGAAGUACGCCUGUGGGCUCUGGGGUUUAUCGCCUGCAUCAAGGAAAAGGUAUGAUGCCGCCGCCGCCUAUGGGCAUGAUGCCGCCGCCGCCGCCACCUCCCAGUGGGCAGCCCCCGCCCCCUCCCUCUGGUCCUCUUCCCCCAUGGCAGCAGCAGCAGCAGCAGCAGCCUCCACCACCCCCUCCGCCCAGCAGCAGUAUGGCUUCCAGUACCCCCUUGCCAUGGCAGCAAAAUACGACGACUACCACCACGAGCGCUGGCACAGGGUCCAUCCCGCCAUGGCAACAGCAGCAGGCGGCUGCCGCAGCUUCUCCAGGAGCCCCUCAGAUGCAAGGCAACCCCACUAUGGUGCCCCUGCCCCCCGGGGUCCAGCCGCCUCUGCCACCCGGGGCCCCCCCCCCUCCGCCGCCUCCGCCACCUGGUUCCGCCGGCAUGAUGUAUGCCCCGCCCCCCCCUCCUCCGCCUCCCAUGGACCCUUCUAACUUUGUCACCAUGAUGGGCAUGGGGGUGGCGGGCAUGCCGCCCUUCGGGAUGCCUCCAGCUCCCCCACCGCCUCCACCACAGAACUAGACUCAUUUUUUAAGAAAAUAUAUAUUAUAUAUAGAGAGAAUUGGUCUCGUUUAAACAUGUCGAACCUCACCAUAUGGAGCCAGACAUUGGGACGCACGCAUGUGAUUGUGUGUGCACGCAUGUGUGUGUGUGCACGCACCGGCCUGGGCCCAGCGACUGAGGACUCGCUGGGGAAUGGGCAGGUGGUAGUAGGGGCGCCAGCUUGGGCUCUCCUGGCGCCCUGUAGCAUCGAGUGUCUUUGUCUUCUUUCUCUCCUCACCCAACUCCCUUUGCCUCUCC
This is a messenger RNA of Cynocephalus volans (Philippine flying lemur), 2965 nucleotides long. RefSeq names its product splicing factor 1 (gene SF1). Gene Ontology annotation, molecular function: mRNA binding; zinc ion binding. Gene Ontology annotation, biological process: regulation of mRNA splicing, via spliceosome. The record is from RefSeq and is a predicted model, not a curated record. NCBI's taxonomy places the organism in Eukaryota, Metazoa, Chordata, Mammalia, Dermoptera, Cynocephalidae. Gene Ontology annotation, cellular component: nucleus.